This is a messenger RNA of Anopheles maculipalpis, 3264 nucleotides long. RefSeq names its product protein O-mannosyl-transferase Tmtc3 (gene Tmtc3). Gene Ontology annotation, cellular component: endoplasmic reticulum. Bases 129 to 3215 code for a protein of 1028 amino acids. Gene Ontology annotation, molecular function: mannosyltransferase activity; protein binding. NCBI's taxonomy places the organism in Eukaryota, Metazoa, Arthropoda, Insecta, Diptera, Culicidae. The transcript is spliced from 11 exons. The record is from RefSeq and is a predicted model, not a curated record. Gene Ontology annotation, biological process: protein O-linked glycosylation via mannose.
AUAUUUGUACGUGCGGAAAAGUGUCCUUCGGUGGUGAAAUUCUCGAUUCCUCCCACCGCUGAUGCGUUCAUCAAACCGGUGAUCCGGACUGCUGGUCAUCAUACGUCCUGCUAGACGUCCGGAGCAAGAUGGCGACCCAUCAUCUGUACGGGGCGCUCAUUGCGCUGGUGUGCGUACUGUGCUACCACAACAGUCUCAACUGUGGCUUCGUAUUCGACGACAUCAGUGCGAUCAAGGAGAAUCGUGACCUGCGACCUCACUCGUCGAUCAAGAACGUGUUUCUCAACGAUUUCUGGGGUACUCCGAUGCACAAGGAACAGAGUCAUAAAUCAUAUCGACCGCUGUGUGUCCUAACGUUCCGGUGGAACUAUCUGCUGCACGGUCUCGAACCGGCCGGCUAUCAUCUGGUCAACGUGCUGCUGCACACGAUCGUUUCGCUGAUGUACUUCCGAAUGUGCGCCAUGCUGCUUUCGGAGUCGGCCAGCUUUGCGGCUGCCCUACUUUUUGCCGUGCAUCCUAUCCACACCGAGGCGGUGACCGGUGUCGUCGGACGGGCGGAAACACUCUCGUCGGUGUUUUUCCUGGCAGCGUUCAUUUUCUAUACCAAGGCGACCAGGCGGAAAAAAUCCACAGGCUGGCGCUUCCUAUGCCUUUCCAUGCUGUUCGUCGCGACGGCUAUGCUGUGCAAGGAGCAGGGCAUCACCAUAACAGGCGUGUGUGCAAUCUACGAAAUCUUCGUUGCCCAGAAGAUUCGACUCGGUGACAUCUACCAUCUGGCACGUUCGAUGAUGAGCGGGAAAACGUUCGCCCUACCGACGGGCUGGUGGCCGCACGAAGCCUCCCGCCGACUGGCCGUCCUGUGCGUUACCACCGUGGCGCUCCUGUUUGCUCGGCUACAGAUCAUGGGCUCCCAGCUGCCCGUUUUUACCAGAUUCGACAAUCCGGCCUCCGUUGCAGUAACCCCAGCCCGGCAAUUGUCGUACAACUAUCUUGUGUCGGUUAACCUGUGGCUGUUACUGUUUCCUUGCGAUCUGUGCUGCGACUGGACGAUGGGAACCGUCCCAUUGGUCGAAUCAUUUACGGACCCACGCAAUCUAGCCACACUCGGCGCGUACGGCAUGAUUGCCGUGUUGGCCUGGGUUGCCUUCAUCGAAAACCAUCGCCAAAAGUCUGCCGUGGUUGUAAUGGGACUGGCAUUCAUGAUACUUCCCUUUCUACCCGCCUCGAACCUCUUCUUCCCUGUGGGGUUCGUAAUUGCCGAGCGUGUCCUCUACAUGCCCUCGAUGGGUUUCUGCAUUCUCGUUGGAUACGGGUUCCAUCUGCUUUCCGAGCGUUGGUCACGCAAAAUGACUUGGUGCUGUCUGGGCGUGCUGCUGCUCACGCACUCCAUCAAGACGUACAAUCGGAACGCGGACUGGGAAUCGGAGUACUCGAUCUUUAUGUCCGGGCUGAAGGUGAACCAGCGCAACGCGAAACUGUUCAACAACGUCGGCCAUGCGCUCGAGAGUGAGGGUCGGUUUGAGGAAGCGCUUCAGUUCUUCCACAAGGCGGUCAGCGUACAGGAAGAUGAUGUCGGUGCGCACAUUAAUGUCGGUCGGACGUACAACCAUCUGAAGAUGUUUAAGGAGGCCGAACAGGCCUACCUGAAGGCGAAGUCAUUGCUACCGAAAGCGAAGCCGGGCGAAUCGUACCAGGCUCGUAUCGCGCCGAACCAUUUGAACGUGUUUCUGAAUCUCGCGAACCUCAUCUCGAAGAAUGCCACACGGCUGGAAGAGGCAGACCUGCUCUAUCGGCAGGCGAUCAGUAUGCGUUCGGAUUAUACGCAGGCGUACAUCAAUCGUGGUGAUAUUCUGAUAAAACUGAACCGCACUAAGGAGGCGCAGGAGGUGUACGAACGGGCGCUUCUGUACGAUAGCACUAAUCCGGACAUUUACUACAACCUUGGAGUCGUAUUUUUGGAGCAAGGAAAGGCGUCACAAGCACUGGCGUAUCUAGACAAAGCGCUUGAGUUUGAUCCCGAGCACGAGCAAGCACUUCUUAAUUCGGCCAUUCUCCUCCAGGAGUUGGGUCGUCCGGAACUGCGUAAAAUUGCUCGUGAACGUUUGCUGAAGCUGCUAGCUAAAGAUGAAUCCAACGAACGGGUCCAUUUCAAUCUGGGCAUGCUAGCAAUGGACGAUCGCAACACGGACGAAGCGGAAAAUUGGUUCCGACGUGCAGUACACCUUAAGCAGGACUUCCGAAGUGCGUUGUUCAAUCUGGCACUGUUGCUAGCCGACGAUCAUCGACCUCUGGAGGCGGCUCCCUUUCUCAAUCAACUCGUCAAAUAUCAUCCGGAUCACAUCAAAGGAUUGAUUCUGCUCGGUGACAUCUACAUCAACAACAUCAAGGAUCUGGAUGCGGCCGAAAAUUGCUACAAACGCAUACUACAGCUCGAUCCAAUCAACAUCCAGGGUUUGCACAAUCUGUGCGUCGUUUACGUUGAGCGGGGCAAGCUGCUACAAGCACAGGAUUGCCUUUCGCACGCACACGAACUAGCGCCCGGUGAGGAGUACAUCGGACGCCAUCUUCAAAUUGUGCAAACGCGCAUUAAUCGGCUGCGUCAAACGCCGGACGGUAGCCGUGAGAAGGAAAUCGCUUUCGCCGACUAUGACCCGCAAGAGUUUGGUGGUACCGCUGGUGCAGCACUAACGGGCAGUGGCAAUGUUGAGCUAUCGCUUAGUAAAAACCUUGUAAAUAGUAAUAGCGAGUUGACGGGCAGCAGUAGUAGUAGUAGUAGUCGUAGUGGUGGUCAGCAGCCCGACUUGCUGCGAGAAGACAUCGUCGAUGUUCCGUACGGCAACGAUAAUAAACAGAAAACAGUAUUACCUCACCAGCCGCUGGAGCAACCGCAGCAGCAGCAGCAGGCUGGCCCGAUUCCAGCGGAUGGCGAUCCGGUUUUUCUCGAAUCGUCGGAAAGCACAAACAAUCUACAAAGUUAUGGUGCAGCUCCAACAAUCGAUAGCAUAGCGCACAAAGCGAAGUAUCGGGCCGAGGAUGGUAGCAGCAGCAAGCCGCUUGCCGCUAAUGUCUAUCGGGAUGAGGUGGGAUCGGUGUCGAGAGACGUCAACCAUCCGUCCGAUGGUUCCCUUAAUCAUGCAUCGCCCCCACAUCUUCAUCGACCGGAGGCGGACAGGAUUGGACAGGAUCUGGACGAUCCGUCUUCCGGGAUGUCAUAGCACCACAUACUGGACUACAAGCUAGACUGUUUCAAAAUCAACUAGGAAU